AUGGCAAGAGAUACCUAUACUCAAAGUCAUACAGCAAGAUCAAGCUCCACCUUUCAUACAUAUGCAACUACACAAUCCAGUCAAUCAGGAUCUAUUUAUGCUGACACAGUUGCUGUUCCAAGAGCACCUCAAAGAAAGAUAUCAAGUGUGGCUGAUAGAGGUCAAGGUGUUGCUGGUAGAGGUCAAGGUGCUAUUGGUAGAGGUAAAGGUAGUUCUGGUAGGGAUGGUGGUUCUGGUAGAAGUCAAUAUGGUGCUGAUAGGGGAUGUGGUUCUGGUAGGGGUCAAUGUGGUGCUGAUAGGGGAAAUGAAGGAGGAACUAGUAGAGGUCAAGGAGGGAGUGGUGGAGGAUUGAAAAAAAAAUAG
This is a messenger RNA of Capsicum annuum, 363 nucleotides long. Its product is annotated as probable H/ACA ribonucleoprotein complex subunit 1. The coding region runs from base 1 to 363 and encodes 120 amino acids. The transcript has 2 exons. The record is from RefSeq and is a predicted model, not a curated record. NCBI's taxonomy places the organism in Eukaryota, Viridiplantae, Streptophyta, Magnoliopsida, Solanales, Solanaceae.